Schistosoma intercalatum is the source of this 3838-nucleotide messenger RNA. The record is from the annotation of a GenBank genome assembly. NCBI's taxonomy places the organism in Eukaryota, Metazoa, Platyhelminthes, Trematoda, Strigeidida, Schistosomatidae.
AUGCGACCUGUAAAAUGCCUUUUUACGGUGUUCGAGUCGGUCGUGGCAUCGGCGUCUUCUCGAGUUGUAAUUGGGUCUGAGUGCAAAGACCUUGUAAAGGGCUACUCUGGAGCUUGCUUUAAGAAAUUUACUUCCUACGAUGAAGCUAUAAAGUUUAUUGAAGGUGAACAUGAGGUCGGAACCGUACUCUCGAAAAAGCGAAGGAUUGGAAGCAUGAAUGACGACCUGGAUGGUCGAGAUCGAUUACCGACCAAGCUAUCUCCUGAAGAGCAUUACAUCAGUAGCACCCAUGUUCCAAGCACUCUGACAUUUUAUCAUGAUGCAUCAUGCCCGCGACGUGUGAUGGUCUAUACUGAUGGUUCAUGUAACGGUGCCCACGAUGAUCGUCGUGCUGGUUAUGGUGUUUACUGGGGGCCCAAUCAUCCAUGGAAUGUCUCUGAGCGGUUGGAAGGAGAGCAAACAAAUAAUAGAGCAGAAAUUGAGGCGGUGAUAUGUGCAAUUAAACAGGCACACAUUGGUGGUAUUACUCAUUUGGGAAUAGUUACUGAUAGUAAAUUCGCUCAAAACUGUGCAACAGAAUGGGGUCAACGAUGGGCGCGAAAUGCUUGGAAAUUAGCCAAUGGUGAAGAUGCUAAAUUAAAAGAACCAGUUAAACGAUUACUUGGAGUUAUCGCUGAAUCAGGAAUUGAAAUAAUUUGGAUGUCACAAAUGUUGACAAUCGAUAUAAAGCCAACCAAAUCGUUUCCUGGCCAGAAACCAGGUACAAGUGGUUUACGUAAACCAACAAAAACAUUUAUGCAACGUGGGUACACUGAGAACUUCAUACAAUCUAUUUUAAAUGCAGCUGUUGGUGAAUUGUUGAACAAAUCUCAACCAGUUCGACUUCUUUUAGGCGGAGACGGUCGGUAUUUUGUACGAGAAUCAUUACAAAGUAUCAUUAUCCCAAUAUGUUUAGCUAAUGGGGUAUCUGAAUUGUUUGUUGGUCAAAAUGGAAUCCUGUCAACUCCAGCUGCAUCAUUCAUAAUUCGUAAGCAUCAAUUGAAUGGUGGUAUUCUUCUAACAGCUAGUCAUAAUCCUGGUGGACUAAAUGCAGACUUUGGUAUUAAAUACAAUUGUGGGAAUGGUGGACCAGCACCGGAGAAAUUAACAGAUGCUAUUUUUGCACAAAGUGAAAAGUUGACUUCUUAUAAAACUGUUAAAGAACCAUUAAAUAUUCAGUUGGAAUGUAUUGGUUCAACGAAAUAUACUUUAUCCAAUGGCCAAACUCCCAUAGUAACGAUCAUAAGCAGUGUUUCUGAUUAUGCCGAUUACAUGCACACAUUGUUCGAUUUUGAUGCUAUUAAAACACUAUUGACUGGUUCACAUCAGCGUGAACCAUUUAAAUUGCUUGUCAGUGGUCUUAACGGAGUCAUGGGGCCUUACAUUCAUGAGAUAUUAUGCAAUCAACUUGGAUUAAAUUCAGAGUUAGCUAUUAAAUCUCAACCAUUAGAAGAUUUUGGCGGUGGUCAUCCUGAUCCAAAUUUGACUUAUGCGGCAGAUCUUGUCCAAAUGAUAGUGGCUGACUCAUCAAUUGCAAUGGCAGCCGCUUUUGAUGGUGAUGGUGAUCGAAAUAUGUUGAUUGGUCGACACGGCUUUUUUGUAUCACCAUGUGAUUCGUUAGCUGUGAUUGCAGAUAAUACAGAUUGUAUUAAAUAUUUUCAAGAGAAUGGUGUUCAUGGAUUUGCACGAAGUAUGCCUACCAGUAGAGCACUUGAUCUUGUAUGUAAAAGUCGAUCAAUGCAGUGUUACGAAGUUCCAACAGGAUGGAAAUUUUUCGGUAAUUUAAUGGAUGCUAAAUUAUGCUCUUUAUGCGGUGAAGAAAGUUUUGGCACUGGUUCUGAUCAUAUACGUGAAAAAGAUGGUUUAUGGGCAUUACUUGCAUGGUUGUCUAUUUUGGCUAAACGUAGUCAAAUUGGUUUGCCAGUAGAUGUCGAGUCAAUUGUAAUGGAACAUUGGAAGAAAUACGGAAGAUAUUUUUUCACUAGAUACGAUUAUGAAAAUUGUGAAUCAAGUCAAGGUGAUGAAAUUAUGAAUGAAUUAAAGAAAUUAAUUGACAAUAAUAGAAUAUCAGGUCAUGUGUACACCACUGUCAGUGGACGACAGUUCGUUUGUGAUUUUUGUGAUAAUUUUUCAUAUGUGGAUCCAGUUGAUGGAAGUCACACUGCAAACCAAGGUUUUCGCUUAAUUUUUAAUGAUGGAACACGAUUUGUGUAUCGUUUAAGUGGUACAGGCAGUAGUGGUGCUACACUUCGAGUGUAUGUUGACACUUAUGAAUCAGAUCCGGCUAAACAUACAAUUGCUUCACAGGAAUAUCUGAAACCGCAUAUUGAAUUAGCAUUGGAAUUAUGCGGUGUAACUAAAAUCACUGGUCGAGUAGCUCCAAAUUUACCCAUUAAUUCGCCCAGUCGUCGUAAGUCAUCCAAAUCUAGUGAGGUUUGUCUUGAUUCAGAACAUCGUACAGUACAUUUUAAUCAAAUGGUUAAUGAAGACCAUUUAUCUAGUAGUAAUUUAUCAACCACAAUUUCUUCAAAUCCUCAUCCAUUGCAUGUUGCAAGAAAAGUUAGCUUUUCUGAUUUACCUUUAGUCAUUAACGUCGAAGAGCGUCAACUAGACGGCUUACAUCAAUCCUGUAUCACUACUGAGGACAAAGUUACCUACGGUGAAGAUGAUGAUUCCGGUCAUCAUAUUGAAGUCCGCCUACUGAAUCGAGAUAUCGAUGAAAUGCCGACCUUGCCAUCAGAAUUGAAAAAUAAACCUGUAUUUGAAAUAAAACUUGGAAUGCUUAAACAAGCGACAGUUUAUCGGACAGAAUUUACAAUACCGGAUAAUUUGAAGUCAGGUGAAUUGGAAAUUAUACGAACUGUUACAGAAAUGGAUGGUCAUGUCGGUUUACCAGUUAAUGUCGGUGCUUCAUUUAAUUUACUAAGCUGUGAACCUAUCCCUUCACCUGGUCACGGUCAUAUAAUAAUUAUGGAGAUUUCAACUACAAAACAAUCACGUGUCAAUGAGUUAAUCACAUUACGUCGAGUCGAAAAUAUAACAGAUGCUGUUUGUCUACUUUUGCAUGGUAUUUCUUUAGCCAUCAUGCAACCUGAUGUUAUGGUGAAUUGACCAUUGUCAGAAUAGCUCUAUGAGGAAUACCUUGUUUUUUUGUCUUUGGCAAACCAAUAAUGUGCGUCAAACAAAAUCCACAAGGUUCUAUUUUAAUGUAAAUGGAAUCAUCGACCAUUCUCAGGAGAUCUCUGAGUACAUUCGUGUUUCUUUUCUCAACUGAAUCAGUUAUGUCCUUGUUAAUUUUAUAUACAUUGAAAGAUUCAUUUGAAUUUACUAACAGUAUGAACCAUGUAAAUAUUUCUGGUAAUUUUAUGAUUUCCUUUGAUGUAACAUCGAUUUGAGGCUGAUUUAAAUCACCAAUAGUUCAUACUCUAUCUUGCUUACAGUUUAGUUUUUUAAUGUCUGUGCAUCUUUUCUUUGUAAUAAACGAAAACACGUUCUUUGCUUUUGAAAUAUAUAAUACAAGCUAAAGGACAAGGUACUCCACUUCUACGUUCUGGUAUACAUCGAAUUACUGAGAAUCAAGAUUAUAUUGAUUCGGAUGAUUAUACUGAAUGGCCUGGUUAUGUGAAUACAGAGGAUGAUGAUGACCAGGAGGAAGAAAGUUGUGGUGUGGAGAAGGCGAAAACUACUCUUGUGGCAACUGAGAAUAUCGAUGCUAAUCAAGGUGAUGAUAAUGACGAUGAAUCACCGUAGAAUUUAUUAUUAUUAUUAUUAUUAUUAUUAUUAUUUUUAUUAUUAUUAU